Messenger RNA from Polypterus senegalus (gray bichir), 657 nucleotides. Its product is annotated as odorant receptor 131-2-like. The record is from RefSeq and is a predicted model, not a curated record. The transcript has a single exon. Gene Ontology annotation, molecular function: G protein-coupled receptor activity. The coding region runs from base 1 to 657 and encodes 218 amino acids. Gene Ontology annotation, cellular component: membrane. NCBI's taxonomy places the organism in Eukaryota, Metazoa, Chordata, Cladistia, Polypteriformes, Polypteridae. Gene Ontology annotation, biological process: G protein-coupled receptor signaling pathway.
AUGGAAACCCUUACUUCUUACACUCCACUGACUCUGACCACCAUGUGCCUGGAGCGCUACAUUGCUAUCUGUAUUCCAUUGAGACAUGCAGAGAUCUCCACAGUUCAACGCACUCUUUUUGGCAUUCUGUUUAUCUGGAUAUUUGGAUUCAUCCUCUGCAGUACUGAUUUUUUCACUGUACUUGCAACACAGCCUGAGAGUUUUUAUCUGGAGAGCUAUAUUUGCAGCUAUGAAAUAAUGCUAAUAUAUGUCUGGCAAUCUGAUCUGAGAUCAUACAUCUGCCUGGUGGUGUUUAUAUCAAUGUUCCUCUUUAUUGCACUGACUUAUGUAAAAAUUAUGCAUGCAGCAAGAGCAGCUUUUGUAGAGAAAACCUCUGCCUCCAAAGCUCGAAACACUGUUGUUUUGCAUGCUUUUCAGCUUGUUUUAUCUUUAGUUUCCCUGAUUUGCCCUUUUGUUGAAAAGUUCAUUAUGCAAAUAAAUUUUCAGAUUUUUUCAGAUGUGCGCUACUUUAAUUUUCUUAGUUUUACAUUAUUUCCCAGAUGUUUAAGCCCACUUAUUUAUGGUUUAAGAGAUGAAAAAUUCUGUUCUGUUCUUCAAUUUUAUAUAAUCUGUGGAAUGCAUAAACCUGUCUCCAAAAUUAGAGAUGUAGAAUUUUGA